UGCGAUGAUUGAAAGCCAUGGCUGGUGUAUGCAUGUCUCAUGCCUUAGCCACACACUGCUCAUCAACGUCGGAAUGUCACUCCUGAAGGAAGAAAGGAUAGCAGGCAGACCAGGCAAUUGAAUGAAAGCCCUUGUGCUGUCUCUUCGGCCACUCGCCUUAAGCACGUUGGGGCUGCAGUCUCUGUUGGCCACAACGGCUCUAUACCUUCCCUCUUCCCCCUCGGUCUCGGUCGGGAAGAAGGCCUUGCACACUGUCGCCUCUUGGAAGGCGCCUUUCUCCUUCUCCACCUCCAUGGUCACCAAUUUGCCGGACCUUCCACCCCUCUCCUUCUGUAUAUAUGGCAGGCACAUCAGUUGUCCGUGUCUGUGUUGUGUGUCCGACUUUCUCACCAUUGCAGCGCACAAGGCUUUGUGUUCGUCGGUCUCGCCCACUUGGCACAUCUUGCACUGGUGGAUGACGCAAGCAUUCGCAUCCCCCGACGUGCCCGGCUCCUUCGAGACACAGAAGUGGGCGGCGUCGGGGUCGGAAAAGUAGAACCAAGACGAGACUCCAGGCACCAGCGCCAGGAGGUGACCGCACGUGUGGACCUACAGAGAGCGGGGGGAGUUGAGGGAAGUCGGGAGACAGACGCCAUCUGCAUGUCUGUCUCUCCUGUUCAUACCCCUGCACACACGCACGGCUCCUGGCCUUCCUGACACAGCCCGCGGAAUCCCUCCAGGACGGCGUCAGGCCCCGCCUUGUCGAAGCCUUCUGGAGGCAGGAUGCACUGAGCCCCGGAUCCCCUGGGCAGCCGCCUGGUGGCUCGAUGACCUUACUCUUGCGCACAGUCCCCUCUCCGUCGACAGCUACCUUGCACGCUGUUGCAACAGACAGAGAUUUGCACCUUCUCUGCAAUGGAAUCACCUCGAAUCGCUCACGUUGAAGCCUUGUUGUCGCCCCGAGCCUCGAUGAAUGUGGUGACUGUCCUGGAGGGCGUCUCGCUCGCAUUGCCCUAGGUGUGUGGCCAUAAGUGUGUGUGAUUCUGAAGGCCGCCAUGACGUGGUGGGGAGAGAGGGCGAUGAGCUCAUGAUACGGCCCGCUUGAAUGAGUGGUGUUGAUGGACAUGACGGGGAAGGCGGCGCCCGGUAGGAGUGCACCGGGAAGCGAUGCCACUUCAGUGCAGAAGAUUGCGAUGAUGACAGCUGCCACCACAUUCGCAGCAGCAGCGCUGAGUCGCAUUUUGCCGAUAUUUGC
Molecule: messenger RNA, 1234 nt
Organism: Vitrella brassicaformis
Lineage: Eukaryota; Vitrellaceae
Source: the annotation of a GenBank genome assembly